AUGACAGCAAUGUACCGCUGGACCAGGGUCCGCACCCUCGCCGCCGUCCUCACCUUCGGCAGCGUCCUGCUCUACUACCUCUACACCACCUGGUCCCGCUCCGAGUCCUACCAGCUCGAGCGCUACAUGAACCUGCAGCACAUCUCCCCUCCCCCGGCCAACACAAAGGCGAGCUUCGACUGGUCCUCGGUGAACUACAAAUUCCCGCCCCAGACGCCCCUGACGCCGCUCCCGAAGGGCCUCGGGCGCGGCCCCGCCCUCCCGCGCGUGCAGCACCGGUUCCCCGCCGAGUCGCCCGCCGCCGCCCGGGCCCGCGAGGCCCGCCGGCACGAGGUCCGCGAGCUGUUCCGCAAGAACUGGGCCAGCUACAAGAAGUACGCCUGGAUGAAGGACGCGCUCAACCCCAUCUCGGCCACGGCCAAGGACCAGUUCUCCGGGUGGGCCGCGACGCUGGUCGACUCGCUCGACGUGCUGUGGAUCAUGGGGCUGAAGGUCGAGUUCGAGGAGGCCGUUGCCGCUGUCGCUACUAUCGACUUUGGAUCGGCGAGUUCGGGCCGCGUCAACACCUUUGAGACGAACAUCCGGUAUCUGGGCGGCUUGAUGGCGGCGUAUGAUCUCAGCAAGCGCAGGGUUCUACUCGACAAGGCCAUCGAGCUGGGGAACCUUCUUUACGGCGCUUUCAACACGGAACAUCGCAUGCCGGUCGACUUCAUCAACUUCGAAGACGCCAAAGCAGGCACGGGCCUCGACGUCGAGAGCUCCGUCGUCUCCGCCUCGCCGGGGACGCUCUCGCUCGAGAUGACGCACCUCUCGCAGCUCACCGGAGACCCGAAGUACUACGACGCCAUCGCCAAAGUCAUGGACCUCUUCCACGAGGGGCAGAAGAAGACCAAGAUCCCGGGCAUGUGGCCCAUGUUCGUCUCGAUGCGGAACCGCGACGUCGUCACGGGCUCGCAGUUCACCAUCGCCGGCUGCGCGGACUCGCUCUACGAGUACCUCCCCAAGAUGCAGGCCCUCCUCGGCGGGAUGGAGCCCAAGUACGAGGACAUGACGGAGGCGUUCCUCAAGGCCGCCAACGAGACCCUCUUCUUCCGGCCGAUGCUGCCCGGCGGGGAGAACGUCCUCAUCUCGGGCAACGUCAACGUCGACAUCGACGGGCAGAGGCACCUGGACCCGGAGAGCGAGCACCUCGCCUGCUUCAUCGGCGGUAUCUACGCCCUGGCCGGGAGGUUGCUGGGCAAGGAGGAGUGGGUGACCGUCGGGGCGCGGUUGACGCUGGGGUGCUACUACGCCUACCAGGCCAUGCCGACGGGCAUGAUGCCGGAGCGCUUCAACAUGCUCGCGUGCGACAGGAGGGACGACUGUAAGUGGGACGAGGAUCGGUGGGAGAAAGAGAAGCGGCUGCGGCCGGAGUUCAAGGAGCAUCUGCCGAAGGGCUUCACCACGGCCAAGGACUCACGGUACAUCCUUCGCCCCGAGGCCAUCGAGAGCGUGUUCGUGCUGUACCGCAUCACAGGAGAAAAGGGUUUCCAAGAUGCGGCGUGGGAAAUGUGGAAAGCCGUCAGCAACGGGACGCUGGUCGAGAACGGCAACGCGGCGGUGCUGGAUGUCACCAAGAAGGUCGACCCGCUGCCCAAGGAGGACUAUAUGGAGAGUUUCUGGCUGGCGGAGACGCUGAAGUAUUUCUACCUCGUCUUCUCACCCCCUGACCUUAUCAGUCUGGACGAAGUCACCAUGAGAUCCGUCUUCGCCAUCGUCACCCUCCUCGCGGCCACCGUCGCCGCCCGCUUCGACGGUCCCUGCACCGACCUCGCGUGCGGCGAGGCCAGCGUCAACUGCGAGGCCGACGGCAUGGUCUGCGUGCCGUUCCCCAGCGUCGACGUCGAGAAGCGUCUGGGCUGCACCUGCAGCGUCGGCUAG
Messenger RNA from Colletotrichum karsti, 1920 nucleotides. RefSeq lists its product as uncharacterized. Gene Ontology annotation, biological process: N-glycan processing; carbohydrate metabolic process. The transcript has 3 exons. Bases 1 to 1920 code for a protein of 639 amino acids. The record is from RefSeq and is a predicted model, not a curated record. Lineage: Eukaryota; Fungi; Ascomycota; Sordariomycetes; Glomerellales; Glomerellaceae. Gene Ontology annotation, cellular component: endoplasmic reticulum; Golgi membrane. Gene Ontology annotation, molecular function: mannosyl-oligosaccharide 1,2-alpha-mannosidase activity; calcium ion binding.